Messenger RNA from Oncorhynchus tshawytscha (Chinook salmon), 2441 nucleotides. Its product is annotated as foot protein 1 variant 1-like. Lineage: Eukaryota; Metazoa; Chordata; Actinopteri; Salmoniformes; Salmonidae. Bases 729 to 2441 code for a protein of 570 amino acids. The transcript has 3 exons. The record is from RefSeq and is a predicted model, not a curated record.
UGUGUCUGUCUACUGCACCGUCCACCCCCACCCCUCUCUCAGCCAAAUCAAUGAACAACUCCCUCUGGCGAGGAGGAGUGGGAUGGAGGGAGAACAAAGGGAGGACAAGAAAUUCUCGGCUUUGCACGAGGGACGAGGCUCGAGGACACAAAUGCAAAAAGGAGCCUUUUUUCUUUUGUCGUGGAUCUCCCACAAUGGAUUGCAUUAUUUUGUCGCCGUGGAAAAACUCUUUGGAGGUGGUCAACACAACAAAAUAUACAGGAACAUUCUCAAAACUCAGUUGUUGAUUGUCUUCCUGGUUUUUUUGGCUUCGCGGUUUUGAUUGUUUCCCCCAGCAACUCAAUUUCUGUGUCAGCAGCACGGCAGAAAGCAACGUAAUUCUGUGCCUGCCAUUGUAGAACCAACUUUUACAUCCCCCCCGGUGGAAUAUGAAGGUUCUACGACUCAGAACUUAAAUUUAUGUUGUAGGAAGCUUCGCUGCCUCGAGCAAAACAGGAAUGUACAAUGAUGAAGGAAAAAAAUAAUGCUAGAAGUUAUUCUUGUGUAUUCUACUGUAGGUAGCGACUCCAAAUCAAUGCUGUCUUUCUAUCGAUUCAAAAUGGUUCCUUUUAUUCAUGACCAUGGACUUUGUUUAUUUUCUUCAGACAGUUUGAUUUUCAUGAACAAAACUGUUUUUUUUCCCAAUUUUUUUUUAAUUUAAGAAGUGCCUCAAAGAUCUAAUCUACAUCAUGUUUCUGAUUGCACUCAGUGAUUGUUUCCAAUUCCCUUCAGCUGCCUGGGUGGUUGGUCAGUUCCCUUCAGCUGCCUGGUGGGUUGGUCAGUUCCCCUCAGCUGCCUGGUGGGUUGGUCAGUUCCCUUCAGCUGCCUGGGUGGUUGGUCAGUUCCCUUCAGCUGCCUGGGUGGUUGGUCAGUUCCCUUCAGCUGCCUGGUGGGUUGGUCAGUUCCCUUCAGCUGCCUGGGGGUUGGUCAGUUCCCUUCAGCUGCCUGGUGGGUUGGUCAGUUCAUCUCAGCUGCCUGGGUGGUUGGUCAGUUCCCCUCAGCUGCCUAGGUGGUUAGUCAGUUUCCUUCAGCUGUCUGGGGGGUUGGUCAGUUCCCUUCAGCUGUCUGGUGGGUUGGUCAGUUCCAUUCAGCUGCCUGGUGGGUUGGUCAGUUCCAUUCAGCUGCCUGGUGGGUUGGUCAGUUCCAUUCAGCUGCCUGGGUGGUUGGUCAGUUCCAUUCAGCUGCUUGGUGGGUUGGUCAGUUCCAUUCACUGCCUGGUGGGUUGGUCAGUUCCAUUCAGCUGCCUGGGUGGUUGGUCAGUUCCCUUCAGCUGCCUGGGUGGUUGGUCAGUUCCCUUCAGCUGCCUGGUGGGUUGGUCAGUUCCCUUCAGCUGCCUGGUGGGUUGGUCAGUUCCCUUCAGCUGCCUGGUGGGUUGGUCAGUUCCCCUCAGCUGCCUGGUGGUUGGUCAGUUCCAUUCAGCUGCCUGGUGGGUUGGUCAGUUCCAUUCAGUUGCCUGGGUGGUUGGUCAGUUCCAUUCAGCUGCCUGGUGGGUUGGUCAGUUCCAUUCAGCUGCCUGGUGGGUUGGUCAGUUCCCUUCAGCUGCCUGGGUAGUUGGUCAGUUCCCUUCAGCUGCCUGGUGGGUUGGUCAGUUCCAUUCAGUUGCCUGGGUGGUUGGUCAGUUCCAUUCAGUUGCCUGGGUGGUUGGUCAGUUCCAUUCAGCUGCCUGGUGGGUUGGUCAGUUCCAUUCAGCUGCCUGGUGGGUUGGUCAGUUCCCUUCAGCUGCCUGGGUGGUUGGUCAGUUCCCUUCAGCUGCCUGGGUGGUUGGUCAGUUCCCUUCAGCUGCCUGGUGGGUUGGUCAGUUCCAUUCAGCUGCCUGGUGGGUUGGUCAGUUCCAUUCAGCUGCCUGGGUGGUUGGUCAGUUCCCUUCAGCUGCCUGGGUGGUUGGUCAGUUCCCUUCAGCUGCCUGGGUGGUUGGUCAGUUCCCUUCAGCUGCCUGGGUGGUUGGUCAGUUCCCUUCAGCUGCCUGGGUGGUUGGUCAGUUCCCUUCAGCUGCCUGGUGGGUUGGUCAGUUCCCUUCAGCUGCCUGGGUGGUUGGUCAGUUCCCUUCAGCUGCCUGGUGGGUUGGUCAGUUCCCUUCAGCUGCCUGGGUGGUUGGUCAGUUCCCUUCAGCUGCCUGGUGGGUUGGUCAGUUCCCUUCAGCUGCCUGGGUGGUUGGUCAGUUCCCUUCAGCUGCCUGGGUGGUUGGUCAGUUCCCUUCAGCUGCCUGGUGGGUUGGUCAGUUCCCUUCAGCUGCCUGGGUGGUUGGUCAGUUCCCUUCAGCUGCCUGGUGGGUUGGUCAGUUCCAUUCAGCUGCCUGGUGGGUUGGUCAGUUCCCUUCAGCUGCCUGGUGGGUUGGUUCAGUUCCCCCUUCAGCUGCCUGGUGGGUUGGCUGCCUCAGUUCCCUUCAGCUGCCUGCCACAUGA